AUGGACCCCCGUACCAGUGCCAAGGGCAUGAUGCGAUGUGACCUUUGUGAGACCGCUGUGGUACAGAUCACUGUGAUAUAUGCCUUGUCAACCUGUGUACCGCUUGUGUUGGAAAACACUUUUCUACUGACCUCUCAAAACCUCACAAGAUUGUUGACUUUAAGGGAAGAAAAUCCUCUCCCCUCCACCCUGGGUGUAAAACUCAUUACAAAGAACAAUAAACACCUGGAUGAAAUAAACAAGAAAAUGUCUGACAUUAAGGAUGAAAUCAAUUUAGUUGAAAUAGCUCUAGACACCAAUGACUUGUCCAAACUUUUUAGUGUCCCAUCCAAUGAACAUAUAUACAGAAAUCUUCCAAACAAAAUAACGCCAUCAUUACCUAUAUUCAACAUAGAAAAUAUCAAAGUAGAAGAACUAAGUAAAUUGUUUGGAGCCUUAUCAUCUGGUUCAAUAAUUUCAGAGGAACAUGGCUACAGCAUAAAAGCUACACAGAAAUCACCAGAAGCUGGAUCCUCUCCCCCAGUAAAACAACUGCUUGAUGAACCAGAAACUAUCACCACCAUUGACACUGAGUAUAGAGAACUUUACAAUGUGGCCUGUCUGAGCGAUGAAGAAAUCUGGACAAGUGGAGAUGAAAACAACAUGAAACUCUACAGCAUCAAUCUGGGAUUAUUACUCAAGUCAAACAGAACCAAGUCACUGGACCAACCAUCUAACAUAGCUGUGUCAAAAAGUGGAGAUUUAGUAUAUACUGAUUACAUGGAUGGAACUGUGAACAUUGUGCAGAAUGAGAAGAUAUAG
Saccostrea echinata is the source of this 801-nucleotide messenger RNA. RefSeq lists its product as uncharacterized. NCBI's taxonomy places the organism in Eukaryota, Metazoa, Mollusca, Bivalvia, Ostreida, Ostreidae. The transcript is spliced from 2 exons. Bases 1 to 801 code for a protein of 266 amino acids. The record is from RefSeq and is a predicted model, not a curated record.